Globicephala melas (long-finned pilot whale) is the source of this 4056-nucleotide messenger RNA. RefSeq names its product zinc finger protein 248 (gene ZNF248). Gene Ontology annotation, molecular function: DNA-binding transcription repressor activity, RNA polymerase II-specific. NCBI's taxonomy places the organism in Eukaryota, Metazoa, Chordata, Mammalia, Artiodactyla, Delphinidae. The record is from RefSeq and is a predicted model, not a curated record. Gene Ontology annotation, biological process: negative regulation of transcription by RNA polymerase II.
GUGUGUGUGUGUGUGUGUAUGUGUGUGUGCGCGCGCGCGUGUGUGUGCUUUACGUAGUGACGUGCUGGGAUUACGGGGCGCAGGGAGGAUGUGGGAGAGAACGACUGCCCCAGGAAGGGGCUCGGAAAUACAUGAAUUUCCUGGACCAAAUAGCCGCUGGGAGAUUUGUCUUGCUUAGCUGUAAAAUGCAGAUAUCUGGAGUGCUUGCCCCACUGUGUUGUUUUGAGCGCUCACGUUUUGUUGGCUGCUGUUGUAUUUAAUUGUUUUGUAUGUAAUACAGGCGGCUGGAGCUUGGAUAAGUCUCUAGGGCCUCCAUUCCUCAGUUAAUUCGUUUGUGAAAUGGGAUUGGAGGAGGCUAAACCAGCUAGCCACCAAGGCCUUUUCCUGGCUCUAACAUCACCCAGAUCCCAAGUUAUUAUUUAUUAUGUAUUCAUUUGUUAUUUGUUGUGUAUAAUCAUGACACGGUAUCCUGAAGCCAUCGAAGGCUGUGUGACGGUGGAAGGUCUGAGACAAAUUUAAGAAGAGAGAGAACCUAAAUUGGUAAUAAAUCAAUAAGAAACAAAUGUUUACAUUCACUCAGUGAAAAGUAUCAUGUCUAAGCUCAACAUAAAUCGGAGCCACACAUGGACAACUCUCCCUCCUCCACUGAGAGUGAAAAAUGAACAAAUCCCAGAAAAGGAAUAUACUGUUACAGGAACAAGUGUCAUUCAAAGAUGUGUGUGUGGACUUCACCCAGGAAGAGUGGUACCUGCUGGAUCCUGCUCAGAAGAUACUAUACAGAGACGUGAUCCUGGAAAAUUACAGCCAUCUUGUCUCAGUAGGGAAUUGCAUUACUAAGCCAGAAGUGAUCUUCAAGAUCGAGCAAGGAGAAGAACCUUGGAUAUUAGAGGAAAGAUUCCCAAAACAGUGCCGCUCAGAAGACUGGAAAGUUGAUGACCUGAUAGAGAGCAGCCAGGAAAAUGAAGAUGAACAUUUUUGGCAACUUGCUUUCACCAACCAAACGUUAAGUACAGAUAGUGGUGACAGAGUAAGGAAAACUUUAAAUCUAGGUACAGACUCUGUUCCUUCAAGAAAUUUUCUGUAUAAGAUAUGUGACACAUGUGAAAUGAGUUUGAAAAAUAUUUCAGGCUUAAUUAUUAAUAGAAAGAACUAUUCUGGAAAGAAGCCUGAUGAGUUUAAUGUAUAUGAGAAAUUGCUCCUUGAUAUUCGGCAUGAGAAAACUCCUACUGGAGGGAAAUCUUAUAAAUAUAAUCAAAAAAAGAAUCGUAGUCUGGAUCUCACUCAGCCAAUUUUUGACCCACCUUUUGAAUAUAAUGAAAAUGGACAAGGCUGCCAUGGGGAGGCAGACUCUUUCACAAACAAGAAAGCUCAGAUAGGAGAGACACACUGUAAAUAUAAUGAAUGUGGAAGAACUUUCAUCCAAAGUUUAAAGCUUAAUUUAUCUCAGAGAACUCAUUUGGAAAUGGAGCCAUAUGAAUGCAGUAUUUGUGGGAAGUCCUUCUAUAUGGAUUUAAGAUUGGGGCAUCAGAGAGCUCUUACAGGGGAAAAUCCUUAUAAUGAAUAUGGGCAGAUUUUCUGUGACAGUUCAGCUUUCAUUAUCCAUCAGGGAAAUUACACAAGAAAGAUCCCCCAUGAAUAUAAAGUAAGUCACAAAAUGUGGGAAAAGUCAACCCUCUUUAGACAUCAGAUAGUACAUAUGGGGGAAAAACCUUAUGAGCACAAUGAAAAUGGAAAUACUUUCAACAAGAAGUCACAUCUCACCCAACUUCGAAGAGCUCACUCAGGAGAAAAAACCUUUGAAUGUGGUGAAUGUGGGAAAACAUUCUGGGAGAAGUCAAACCUCACUCAACAUCAGAGAACACACACAGGAGAGAAACCCUAUGAAUGUACUGAAUGUGGGAAGGCCUUUUGUCAGAAACCACAUCUUACCAACCAUCAGCGAACACAUACAGGAGAAAAACCCUAUGAAUGUAAGCAAUGUGGAAAAACGUUCUGUGUGAAGUCAAACCUCACUGAACAUCAGAGAACACACACAGGGGAGAAACCCUAUGAAUGUAAUGCAUGUGGAAAAUCCUUCUGCCACAGGUCAGCCCUAACUGUGCAUCAGAGAACACACACAGGAGAGAAACCCUUUAUAUGUAAUGAAUGUGGGAAAUCCUUCUGUGUGAAAUCAAACCUCAUUGUACAUCAAAGAACUCACACAGGAGAGAAACCUUAUAAAUGUAAUGAAUGUGGGAAAACCUUCUGUGAGAAAUCAGCUCUCACUAAACAUCAGAGGACUCAUACAGGGGAGAAACCCUAUGAGUGUAAUGGAUGUGGGAAAACCUUUAGUCAGAGGUCAGUACUCACUAAACAUCAGAGAAUUCACACAAGGGUGAAAGCUCUUUCAGCAUCCUGAACAUUCUGAAGCCUUUAUCCACUCUUUCAAAUUUGUUAUACAGGUUUUUAAAAUGAGAUUAAUGAAACCCAAAGAAUGCCACAAAUUAUUAGAAAGUGAAGUUUUGUUGUGCUUCAGAUAAUUAGUACUAGAAUGAAACCUUAUAAUGUUUUGAAUAUGUGAAAGCUUUCAAGAAAAAUUAAAACCUUCCAUCAGAAAAUUUAUAUUGAGGGGAAAUUCAUUUAAAUAAUAUGGCAAAAACCUUUAUCUCAGAUUUAUGUUGUGUAGUGCCAUAUUCUGGAUGUGAUGCCGAAAUUGUAUUGUAAAUCUAAUGGAUGAUACUCUUUUAUAGUCAUAUUCACAGAAUCAUAAGUUUAAAAAAGUUAAAUGACAACAACAUUAAACAUUUAUGUGAAGAGUCCUUGAUGUUUGCAGGCCUUAUGUGAGUAUGCUAAUAUCAUAGAAAUUUGAGGUAUUCUUGAUAUGUAUAUUAGAGCCCAACAUGCUUGUGAAGAGAAACUCUGAACCCUUAGUUAAGUAACUAUUAUGGUCUAUAUUAAUAUUUCCCACACUAGAUAUCAUCAGUGUCUUUAUAGGUUGACACAAUUAUGUACAUAUGGAUAUGUAAAUAUGUUUAUACACACAUACCAACACACAGUGGUGUACUGCAGUAAGCUUAUACUGGCUUGCAAGUACUGCUGAUUGUUAAAUUUUCAGGAAUUUUGUGAGCCAGUUGUUAAAAAGAGUCAUUAUUUAAAAAUUAAACUAUAUAAACUUACAGUUAAAUAUUAAAAAAGCAAGGUAAUAAGUACUCAACACUCAUUACUUCCUAAUUAUUUUACAGUAUUUUGCUGUUAUCUUUGUUCUUUAGGUUAUUUGUAUUGUUGAAUCUGCAUGGUGAAUACUGUAUAAUGAUGUGCUACUGGACAUCUCUUCCCAGCUCUACAUUCAGUGCUAUCAUGUUGGUAGCUUGGCUUUAGUGGGAGUAUUUACACCAUGAUAAUUGGCAAACUCUACAAAUCAGGGUUUUGUUUUCUCAGAGAACCUGUAGUCACAUAUUUACAGUAGCACAUCACUGUGUAUUUAUGAAAAUACAUUUGGAAAAUUUAAAGUACAAGCCACAUACCCCUUUUUCCGUUUUCUGAUAUAAAUAAAUGGCUAUGGCCAUUAUUGCUGAAUGGCCUCUUGAAUAAAGAAGCCAAAAUAUAUUUUUGUGAGGUUUUUAACUACCUCUGCAUCAAUCCUAUUCUAAAUACUACCAGAGUCUCUCUGUAGUAUGGCCAGUAUAUGCUAUUUUACAACCAUAUUGCUUACCUUUCUUCUGACUUUGCUGGCAUAUGUGAAUGAGUAUGGCCAUUUUUACUGAGCUUCCACUUCCAUAAAAGAGCCAAACAAUAUUUUUCUGAGGUUACUCAGCUGCCUUGGGUCAGUCAAUAAUGCAAAUGCUAUUAAUAACAACGAUAUUUACAUAAAUUUCGCAAAGGUUAACAUCAGUUAUGAACAGUAAUGCUCACUGCAUUCUACAAAUAAAAAGUAGUGGUGUAUAAUGAAAUGCCUCUGUCAUAUUCUUGGUGCUUUGUUGCUGUAUCUAUUUAGGCAUGAUGUGUGUAACCCGAGUUGUAUGUAACAAAGGAACUAUGUAUUUAAUUUAAUAGACUGUAAUAUACUGUCUCUCUCUC